Lonchura striata (white-rumped munia) is the source of this 1040-nucleotide messenger RNA. Lineage: Eukaryota; Metazoa; Chordata; Aves; Passeriformes; Estrildidae. The record is from RefSeq and is a predicted model, not a curated record.
UCGGGGCGCGGCGGGGGCCGGCUCGGGUCCGUGUCGCUGGCGCUUCCUCCGCCUGUCGCGACAGCAGCGCGGCGAUCAUGGUGGAUUACCACAGCGCGGGGCAGCCCCACCCGUACGGCGGGAACGGGCCCGGCCCCAACGGCGACUACAUGGCCCAGGAGGAUGAUUGGGAUCGGGAUCUGCUCCUGGACCCCGCCUGGGAGAAGCAGCAGCGCAAGACGUUCACGGCCUGGUGCAACUCCCACCUGCGCAAGGCCGGCACGCAGAUCGAGAACAUCGACGAGGAUUUCCGGGACGGGCUCAAGCUGAUGCUGCUGCUCGAGGUCAUCUCAGGGGAGCGGCUCCCGAAGCCCGAGCGGGGCAAGAUGAGGGUGCACAAGAUCAACAACGUCAACAAGGCCCUGGACUUCAUCGCCAGCAAAGGCGUCAAGCUCGUCUCCAUCGGCGCCGAGGAGAUCGUGGACGGGAACGCCAAGAUGACGCUGGGCAUGAUCUGGACGAUCAUCCUGCGCUUCGCCAUCCAGGACAUCUCCGUGGAGGAGACCUCGGCCAAGGAGGGGCUCCUGCUCUGGUGCCAGCGGAAGACGGCGCCCUACAAGAACGUCAACGUCCAGAACUUCCACAUCAGCUGGAAGGACGGGCUGGCCUUCAACGCCCUCAUCCACCGGCACCGCCCGGAGCUGAUCGAGUACGACAAGCUGCGCAAGGACGACCCCGUCACCAACCUCAACAACGCCUUCGAGGUGGCCGAGAAGUACCUGGACAUCCCCAAGAUGCUGGACGCCGAGGAUAUCGUGGGCACGCUGCGGCCCGACGAGAAGGCCAUCAUGACCUACGUCUCCUGCUUCUACCACGCCUUCUCCGGGGCCCAGAAGGCGGAGACGGCGGCGAAUCGGAUCUGCAAAGUUCUGGCCGUGAACCAGGAGAACGAGCAGCUCAUGGAGGACUACGAGCGCCUGGCCUCGGAUGUAAGGGGGGAAAAUCCCAAAUCCCACCCAAAAACACCCCCAAAACCCAAAUCCCACCCCAAAGACACCCCU